AUGAACAUGCUGUUUGUUGAGUGGACAGGAGGCAAGAGAAGAUUUCAAAACACUUUCCCUCAACCUUAUCCUUCUGAUUUCAACUAGAAAAAAAUGCAUGGGCUCUUCUUUGUCCUGGUGACGUGCACAGCAGGUGCCUCUGCUUUCAGGCUCCAGCAAGUCAAAAGCACAGAAAACUGCACAGAUCACACCGUGUAUUUCAAACACUACUACGAACUGCAUGGAGAACCUGUGGUUCUGAAAUGCCCUUCCCCCAGAUACAAACAUCUGGAUUUUUCUGCCUUGACCCCUAAUAUCACAUGGCAUAAAAAUGGAUCAAAAACCAUGAUACCAGGAAGAGAUGAAGACCCAAGAGUCUGGGCAGAAGGAAAUGCACUCUGGUUUUUGCCAGUGACGCCAGAAGACUCAGGAGUGUAUAUCUGCACCAAAAGGAAUUCCUCCUACUGCGCCGAGGUCUCCAUCCAUCUCACGGUUGUGGAGAAAGCAGCUGCUCAGGAGAUUGCCUAUCCCCAGGUCCUCUACACUUUCACCUCUGGCAAGAUUGUUUGUCCUGACCUGUGGGAUUUUACACCAAAUAUGACAAGCCUGGAGCUCAAGUGGUACAAGGAUGCUCUGCCUUUGGAAAAUGACAACGAAAAAUUCGUCAUUCUGAAAGGUUCAACUUCUCUGAUCAUGACAUCUGUGCUCCCGUCAGAUGCUGGUUAUUACACCUGCAAGAUGUCAUUUCCAUCUGGAGGUGUGAUGUAUGAAAUCACCAGGACAAUUCAGCUGGAGACUGUUGAACAAGAGAAGAGAAUUACUCCAAUCAUUGUGUAUCCAACACAAAAGACAACAUCAGCUGCUCUCGGCUCCAAGAUGACUCUGCCAUGCAAAGUGUUUGUUGGACUGAGCAGCCAUGUCCAAACUGAUGUGGAAUGGUUAGCAAAUGACACCAGUGUUGACGUGGUCUACAAACAAAGCAGAGUUACAGAGGGAGAACGACAAGAAAUUGUAGAAAAUGGUGAAAACCUCAUUGAAGUGCCACUGAUUUUUGAUUCUGUUGAAGAAGUGGACUUCUACACAGACUUCACCUGUCUGGCCCAGAACAGAUAUGGAUACCAAGUACUACCAACAAGGGUCAAGCAAGAAGCUCUUGGCUUGUCCUGGUACAUUGCAUUGAUUCCUGUCGCAUUGGCCUGUGUGAUCCUGGGAGGGAUAUACAUGCACAAGUUCUGGAAGCAGAGAGCUGAUAAAGGAUACACAAUAGCAAAGGCUUAA
This is a messenger RNA of Acanthisitta chloris (rifleman), 1257 nucleotides long. It is a transcript of the gene IL1R2, whose product is annotated as interleukin 1 receptor, type II. The transcript is spliced from 9 exons. The record is from RefSeq and is a predicted model, not a curated record. Lineage: Eukaryota; Metazoa; Chordata; Aves; Passeriformes; Acanthisittidae. Gene Ontology annotation, molecular function: interleukin-1, type II, blocking receptor activity; interleukin-1 binding.